AUGGCUCUAACUGCCAAUUCUUCUGAGGCUGCGGCCGCUGACGAUUGGCCCGAUGACCCAGGCGGGUCUGUUUGGGCAGCUUACCUCGAAGAUUCUUCGAAGGCCUUAGAAUUAUACGCCCAGUACUCUUCGGGCAUCAUGACCGGGAUCCUCACCUUUGCGGGUCUCUUCGGCGCCAUCGUCGCAGCGUUCUUGAUGGAGAGCCUCAAGUCUCUGAAGCCCGAUCCGGCAGAAGAGAGCAGGGACGUAUUGAAAGAGACCAGGGACAUAUUGAACAAGCUCCUGAGUGCUACGUUGAACGGCACCGAGUCUCAUAUCGAGGCGGUCGAUCCCCCGCCCUUUCGUCCAGAUGCUACUGCUGUCAUUGUGAAUCGCCUUUGGUCUACGGCGCUCGCUAUCUCCCUUAUGGCUGCGCUUUUGGCGACCCUUUACCAAGAAUGGGCGACAAGACUUGUCUCUUUGCGAGAUCGCUCUAAGAACAGGGAUCUGGAGGCGCACGCUAUUCACCAUAUUCAACGCUUCAGCAGCGCCUAUCGAUAUGGCUUCGACUCGGUCGCCCCGUUAGUCAUCGGCUUGAUGCACUUUGCCGUCAUUCUAUUCCUCUUGGGGCUAGUGCUAUAUCUACGCUCCCUCGACCCCGAUCCCGCCUACUACGUGUUUCUCGCGACCGGCACUGGCGCCAUAGUCUACUCAGGCGCCAGUCUCCUGCCGAUGAGAGAUCCGACAUGCAUUUACCGCACCCCCUUGACGGCCUUCCUCACGCUCUCCACCGCGAUGUUUGUAUCGUUCGUCGUGGUGGUCGUGUUGUACGCUUGGGCGCUCUGCAAGGCGGCGGCGGCCUGCUUGUCGCGCGGCCGUCCUAGCGAAACGUGGAGCCGCGCCCUCGAGUGGAAGACAUGGGGGGAAGCAUGGGAUCCGUUCCAUAUCUCCACGUCAGUAUACGCAAUGGCGGUCUAUCGUUGGAGAGGAGGCGAAAGCCAAGUGGGCAUGCCCCUCGAGGUUUUCAUCGGCACGACCAUCGAGACCGGGCAGAUGCCGCCGGUGCAAGCCCCUCUUGGCGAGUUCGAACUCAAUUUCCUCGUCCAGCACGUCGGAUGGAUGAUCGUCGACUAUCCUGCCUUCAUGCGGCACCUUGUCUUGGACCUGCUCGACGUAGGAAGUCCUGCCUUCGGAGCAGUCUUCGUUCAAAUCCGGAGGAGGAGGCAUCUCGUACGCAAGAUAGCCAUAGGACUCUGCGAAGUGGAGUCGCCGAACUCGGCUGUGGGGGCUCUGCGGCUGCUACAGGUGAUGCUACUGGCAAGGUGGAGAUUGGACACCGUCGAUCAGUCCAGGACACGAGAUGAAUAUCGAUGGGAGAUGAUGGACCCCAUCUUCCAGGCCGCACCCCGCUUCGUAGCUCGGCUGAUCAAGGCCGACAGGCAAGCGAUGGGAACGAAAGAUCUUUCUGUGCGAGCUGCCUUGUGCAGUCUUCGCUGGUCUCUUCUGAUUCUAUGGGAUGAUGCGGCCGCAAGCCCUAGUGCACCGUCGCUCGUCAACGAUCGCAUACGCGACCUGCUGCGGUCCUUCGAGCACCACAACGACGUCUUUGCCUUGCUCCCCUUCAGCACGUACUCUUCUCUCGGCUCAGACCAGCAGAACAUGGCCCCGCCCUUCUAUCAGGGAGAGAUCCCCAUCCGGGAGGUAGCCGCCCUCAACUCGUUUCUUCUCCUUGAAGCCGCGCUGCAAUGUGAUUGGAGCGGCUGGUGGGCAGCGCCCGACGUCCCAUACCUCAAGGAGGAGUACGGCCCCGGCAUGUGGGAGUGGGAUAAGGAGUUCUCACCGCUGCGCAAGUUCUCUUCGUCGCCUUUCAAAGUCAUAUCUCCGGAGAGAUUUGGGCAGCUUCUGCGAAGGAUCGAUGCCCGUCCAGGUACUUGGACGGAUGGGAAUAUCUUCGUAAUCCCAUUGGAUGUGAACGUUCCCUCCUUCGCCAUCCGCGCUCUCUACGACUUGUCCAAGAUGGUCAACCUGACUGCACUCCACCGGUCCCUCGUUAAGGCGCAACAGGAAUACAUCUUGUGUCCGGCACCGGAGGAUAUGCAUCUUCCCGAGUCUCGCGAGCCUCUCGACAAUAGCCCCGAUUAUACCGUGGCACCGCAAGGUGUUCCGCCUUCGCAGGAUCUCGCGCAAGAGAGUCCGCGUCUUUCUAUUUCCCACGAGCCCCUCGACAAUAGCCCCGAUUAUACCGUGGCACCGCAAGGUGUUCCGUCUUCGCAGGAUCUCGCGCAAGAGAGCCCGCGUCUUUCUGUUUCCCACGAGCCGCUCGGCGAAGGCGCCAAUGGCAAUGGCAACGCGGUACCUCAGGGCACUCCAUCAUCGCAGGACCUCGCGCCAGAGAGUCCGCAUCUUAUGCCCCGUGAGCCGUUGGUCAAUGGCUCUGGUGCUCCUGUGCAUAACCCGGCUUCGGAAGAUCCGGAUAGUCCUGAGGGUUCGGAGGACUCUGCGUCGGAUGAUUCGUUGCCGACGGAUGAAGGAGCUGCCGUGGAGUCCGCACAACAAACACCCUUUGCCAAUGGCUUCAUGCCGAAGGAACCUCUGCUGGGGGAAGCGAGCCUCGACAGCUCAUGUCCAAGGCACGCCAUUUGUCGAAUCGACAGCGUUCAUAACAUCAUGGCUCAUUAG
Messenger RNA from Peniophora sp. CBMAI 1063, 2658 nucleotides. The record is from the annotation of a GenBank genome assembly. NCBI's taxonomy places the organism in Eukaryota, Fungi, Basidiomycota, Agaricomycetes, Russulales, Peniophoraceae.